Messenger RNA from Funneliformis mosseae, 561 nucleotides. NCBI's taxonomy places the organism in Eukaryota, Fungi, Glomeromycota, Glomeromycetes, Glomerales, Glomeraceae. The record is from the annotation of a GenBank genome assembly.
UUAAGCGCGGACGAAAAGAUACAACUGCUCAAAUUCUGGAAGAAACUAAUAACGUAACCAUCGCUUCUGGCUCAUAUAUUAUUUCAAAUCACGGUCGUAAACGAAAGGCCGUCACUACCGAAAAUAAUAAUAAAAGGUUACGAAACAAGAGGCAUCCAAAUACCUUGGUUAUGAUGCACCCACCGCUUAGGAAAAAAAGGAAGAAACAAAAUCAAAUGAAGAAAACUGAAUUGGAGCUUCUAUCAACAAUACCUCCGCCUAUAUAUGGGGCUUCUGUUUAUAUUGACGAAGCCCCAUAUUAUCCUGAUUUUGAUAAAAGUACCAGCACCAUUAAAUCAAGUACUGCUCGUACUCCACUUCCAAUCAAGUGUUGGGCUUCAUUUUUUGACGAGACCUACGAUAAAGGUUACGACAUAUCAAACGAAGAAGACGUUAGAGGAGCGUUAAAGAAUAAUUUACUUGACAACCUCAAUAUAAUUACGGCAUCACGAAAACAAAUAGAUGUAUUCAAGAGGAUUUCAAAGGAAGAUAAAGUUGCCAGAGAACCCGAUUUCAUCUCAU